AACUUUGACCUGAAUCUUGUGCACGCUGGAAAUGGAAACAACGUGGAGAGUAAACGUUUAAAGUGUUGUUUAUUACAUUUCCAGUUGGCUGAGGCUUAUUGCCUCAUGUUUUCUUCCCUCUGGAUUUAAUAACUCGACUCCUCAAUCCGGCUGGAAGAUGGGGAAGGUGCCAAAGAAGAGGAGCAUGGCUGACAAGGUUCGCAAAACCAAGACCUCUACAGAGAUCAAAAACAACCCCUUUGAAGUGAAGAUCAACAGGAAGAAAUUUGACAUUUUGGGGCAGAAAUCCAAGCAUGAUGUGGGUCUGCCUGGUGUGUCUCGAUCCAAAGCCAUUAAUAAGAGAAAAGACACCCUCCUGAAGGAAUACAAACAGAAGGGCAAGUCCAGCAAAUUCAUUGACAGACGCUUUGGGGAGUAUGACACCAAUAUGGCACCAGAAGACAAAAUCCUGCAGAGGUUCGCCAUGGAGAGACAGCGUAACCAUGACAAGAAGGAUGUGUACAACCUGAACGAGGAGGAGGAGUUGACCCAUUACGGCCAGUCGCUGGCUGAGAUGGAGAAAUUCAAUGACAACGUGAAUAGUGAUGAUGAAUCAGAAGAGAAAGGUCUUCUUUCAGCCGAGCUGACUGCCUCCCACUUUGGAGGAGGGGGUCUCCUCAGAAGGAAAACAUCAGGGGACCAGGAGGGGGGGGAAGAAGGAGCCCCGAGGGCCAAAUCCAGACAAGAGCUGAUUGAAGAGCUCAUCCAGAAGUCCAAGCAGGAGAAGCGAGACCGACAGGUGCAGAAAGAGGAAUCGCAGGUGCUGACGGAGAAACUGGAUCACGACUGGAAGACCAUCCAGGCUCUGAUGGUGAAGAAGAUUCCCAGAGCAGAACGUGUCGAGGAGGAGAAGCCCAAGUUGGAACAGUAUGACAUGAUGGUCCGAGAGCUCGUGUUCGAGAUGAAGGCUCAGCCCUCAGAGAAGCUGAAGACCCCCGAGGAGGUCGCCCGGGAGGAGAGGGAGAAGCUGCAGAAACUAGAGGCGGACCGUCUGAGGAGGAUGAUGGGAGAUCAGGUCAUGGAGAGUUCACAGAGUCAGACUCACAUGUCAGCUGAUGACCUCAACGACGGCUUCAUCCUGGAUAAGGACGACCAGAAGACCCUUUCUUACCAGGAUGGAAAAUGGAACAUUGAAGAGGAGAAAGGGGAAGAUAAGGAUGGAAAGGGAGAAGAGGGAGAGGAGGAGGAAUCAGAGGCAGAAGAGGGAGAUGAAGAAGAGGAGGAGGAGGAUGAUGAUGAAGAGGAGGAGGAGGAGGAGGAGGGCAGUAGUGAAGAAGAAGAAGAAGAUGCGCACUCUGACCUUGAGUCCGAGCAAGAAAGCGAGGAUGAGGAGACACAACAGGAGGAAGAGGAGACCAGCGCCCAACCGAGUCUGAGCAAAGAGGAGCUGAAGGCCCAGCAGGAGGCCGCGAAGGCAGAGCUCCCGUACACAUUCACUGCUCCAGAGAGCCUUAGCGACCUGAAGGAUCUGCUGCAGGGUCACACCCCCGACAACCAGCGCAUCAUCGUGGCCAGGACUCAGAAAAGCAACCAUGCUAGUCUGGCUGUAGGCAAUAAGCUCAAACUGCAGAAACUGUUAGGCUUCCUGUUGGAGUACGUUGAAGAUCUGGCCACCAGGAGUCCCCCUGAACUCACCACCAUUGAUAAGCUCAUACCAGAGUUGUACACUUUGUGUCAGAUGUUUCCGGAAGCAGCCUGUAAGACAAUGCAAAGCAUCCUGGGAGACGCUGGACACAGCACGGAGGAGGUGCUCGAGGUCAAAGGGCAUCUUCCUUUCCCAACACUAGACAUGAUCGUUUACCUGAAGUUGACAGCCCUUCUGUUUCCUACGUCAGACUUCAGACACCCGGUCACCACUCCUGCACUGCUGUACAUCAGCCAGGCUCUCACCAAGUGUCCAGUGAGAUCCCUACAGGACGUGACGUCAGGGUUAGUGCUGUGCUGUCUGGCGGUGGAGUACGUCUCCUUUUCAAAGCGCUUCCUGCCUGAGCUCAUCAACUUCCUGUCUGGAACGCUACAUCUGGCUGUACAGGACAAGACCUCUCUAGGUUACAUCGUGGUGCUGCCCUUCAGGCCUUCAGGGAGGUGCAGUGAUCUGCUGGUGGUGUCAGACUCUGAGUCCUGCAAGAGCUGGAGCCUGAAGAGCCUUCCACUGUCUGCGGCCCAACACCUGGAGCUGAAAAAUAACCUGGACAAAGACCACCACAGGUAG
Molecule: messenger RNA, 2251 nt
Organism: Notothenia coriiceps (black rockcod)
Lineage: Eukaryota; Metazoa; Chordata; Actinopteri; Perciformes; Nototheniidae
Gene: nop14
Product: NOP14 nucleolar protein homolog (yeast)
Exons: 15
Coding region: 158-2251 (697 amino acids)
Biological process (GO): maturation of SSU-rRNA
Cellular component (GO): nucleolus; Noc4p-Nop14p complex; small-subunit processome
Source: RefSeq, a predicted model, not a curated record